UGUGUGAUAUAAACCAAGAGCAAGCACCCGUCCUGCAUAGCAGCGCUCAGAAAUACACCCGAGGUUCACAUACACCACGGAACCAGACGGACUCCACCAUGCUGUGCCUUGCUCUGUUUUUCGUCUCCGCAGCUGUCGCCACCCCUCUGUUGGGGACUGAACAGUGUGUCCGUGGUCCUCCCUACUGGUGCCACAAUGUGAAGACUGCCUCUAUCUGUGGCGCCGUGGUCCACUGCCAACAGAACGUAUGGAACCAACCCCAGAUGAAAUCUGUGCCAUGUGACCUGUGUAAGGGGUUGCUGAUAGCGGUGGACCAGCUGCUGAACAACAAUGCUACUCAGGGUGAGAUCCUGGGCGUCCUGGAGAAGGCCUGUCACCUGAUCCCUGACAAGACCGUGGCUGCACAGUGUAAAGAGUUGGUGAACGCCUACUACCCUAUCCUCAUUGGUAUCAUCACUGGAGAGCUGGAGAACCCUCAGGUGGUGUGUGGCGCCAUAGGCCUGUGUGGCUCCCAGCAGGCAGCCCUGGCCAGACUCCAGUCUCAGAUCCAGUCUAACCAGAUCCCACCGCUCACAUCCAAUGAGAUUCCUCAGGAAGACCUGGCCCAGAGGGUCGCCCCCUUCCUCCUCAACGUCCCUGGGCUCCUCUACCCCCAGGCCCAGGAGAACACCAAGCAUGAGGUUCCUAAACAGGAGACUGGAGACUUGUGUGAGGACUGUGUGAAGUUCAUCACAGACUUCCAGGACGAGGCGAAGAGCAACACUACCUUCGUCAACUCUCUGAUCGAACGGAUCCAGAGGCAGUGUGACCUGCUGGGGCCUGGAAUCUCUGACAUGUGCAAGCAGUAUAUCAGCCAGUACGCGCCUCUCAUCGCCCUGCAGCUCAUGUCCAUGCAACCUAAAGAUAUCUGUUCCCGUGCUGAAUUCUGCCCUGCAGAGGUGAAGAGCUCUGUCCCUAUGAUGAACCUGGUGGCUGCCAAGGCCGUCCCUGCUGUCAAACUGGUCCCUGCCACUAAGCUGGACGCUGUCAAGAACAUGGUGCGUGCCCGUGGUUCCCCUCAGUGUAUCGCGUGCAAGUUCAUUAUGAAGGAGGUAGAGAGCAUGCUGGGGGAUGAGAAGACGGAGCAAGAUGUGGUGCGCGUGUUGGAGACUGUGUGCUCUGUGCUGCCGCCCUCCCUGUCAGCCCAGUGUAAAGAUCUGAUUGAGUCCUACGGCCAGGCCAUCAUUAAGCUGCUGCUACAGGAGGCCGACCCCAAGACUAUCUGCACCGUGCUGGGGCUCUGCAAUGACGCCAGCCGUGCCUUCAUCCCGGUGUUGGACCAGUCCCAGGUCGAGGCGGGAGGCCUCUGUGACAUCUGCAAGAUGGCCGUGCGUUACAUCGACGGGAUCCUGGAACAGAACGCCACACAGGCUCAGAUUGAAGACGCAGUCAGGAAAGUCUGCAGCUUUGUCCCGGAGACCGUCAGGGGCGAGUGUGACCAGCUGAUUGAGCAGUAUGAGCCCAUGCUGGUUCAGCUCCUGCUGCAGACGUUGGACCCUGACUUUGUCUGCAUGAAGGUGGGAUUGUGUCCCGAGGCAGUGCAAAGUCUUCUGGGUAUGGACCAGUGUAGCUGGGGACCGGCGUUCUGGUGCAAGAACAUGGACUCUGCAAAACUCUGCAACGCGGUGGCACACUGCAGGCGUCACGUGUGGUGAUGGGAUAACGAAUAAAGACCGACCGACACAAUCUUUCAGGAGAAAUACUGUUGCAACGCUUUUUUUUUUUUUACUCAAUAAAUGUGUUCUGUUUUUCGUAAAACAUGUGGGACAGGUUUUUGCAAUUGUUAAUAUAAAUUUACCGGGCAGUUUGGAGAAGUGGGGAGGGAAUGGAAACCCUUUUUUCUGACAGAAGUUUGUUUCUUUAUUUGGGGAGAAGCAAUGUUACAGGGUUGUCGAGUGGAUCUACCAGACUGUUUUAUCUAUUAAAAAAAACACAUCUAUAGUUGUACUGAUUCAUUGAAUGUACUAUGGGUGUGGUUUAUGUACAUCUCUCUUUUUAGAUAAAUGAUUUUACAUGUCACACACGGUCCCUUACUUGACACGCCUGGUUUCCCGGACAUGGGUUAAACCUAGUCCCGAACUAAAAUAUAAUGCUUAGUCCAAGACUAGGCUUAAUCUCGGUCCAUGAAACUGCCCCAUUUUAUGUGAUGCAGACUGCUGGGUAACUGGAUACUACUGUCUGUGAAAGAACAGUGGUCUGAGACUUAUUGAAUCUCAGGGGAUCCUGUCAAUGUGCUCCUUUGCAGUGACAGAACUUUCUUAGUGUCUCUAGCAUACCUUCCUGGGAUACUUUCUGUUUUAAUUGAGCCUCUCCUAAUGCAAGUUCAUCUCUAUUUUGUAGAAACAGUUGAAUUGUAUUUUAAAUUCUUUCGGUGUAAUUUUUUUAAUUAAUGAGCUGAUGUGAGGACAGUAAAGAUUGUGUGUCUGAUAUGCUACCCUAUUCCCUAAUAUAGUGCGCUACUUUUCAACAGGGGCCCAUUUUGGGGGGGGGGGGGGUCAAGUAGUUUCCACUGUAGGACCAAUAGAAUGGUCUACUCUAAAUGUUGAGCCACGCCCUAUGUGUGCGAGAGAACGAAUGCAUCCUUUGACUGGGUCCCAUAUGGGACCAUAUUCCCUGGGUAGUGCACUACUUUUGACCUAAACAACCCACGGGCCCUGGUUGAAAAGUAGUGCACUAUAUAGGGAACAUGGUGCCAUUUGGGACGAACAUUUCUAAUGGUAUGUUUGUGCCCCUUUUUUAUAGCCUCUCUGCUUGCCGUUUCCUUCUCUGCUCGCCGUUUCCUUCUCUGCUCUCUUCACGCUGUUUGUGUGAAGUAAUGUGUUCUGAAGGAAAUGUAAACAAAUGGCCUCAAUGUGGUUAAAACUAAAUUUUAUUAUCACGGAUGGUCAAACCCUCCAGCUUUUUACUGAAAGUGGUGGGGCAAGUGUUUUUUAAAUGUUAAACAAUGAAAUAUUGUUUAAUUGGCUGAUUUUGUUGCUUUAAAGAUGAAGUGCUUUUUGUGAUCAGACUACUGUCAGGCGAUCGAUUGGCUCGGUCAGAUUUAUUUUUAUUUUUUUUACAGUUGAAAUAAAAAUGAUCUCAAAUCCA
Messenger RNA from Oncorhynchus kisutch (coho salmon), 3126 nucleotides. RefSeq names its product prosaposin (gene psap). The record is from RefSeq and is a predicted model, not a curated record. NCBI's taxonomy places the organism in Eukaryota, Metazoa, Chordata, Actinopteri, Salmoniformes, Salmonidae. Gene Ontology annotation, cellular component: lysosome. Bases 99 to 1694 code for a protein of 531 amino acids. Gene Ontology annotation, biological process: sphingolipid metabolic process. The transcript has 14 exons.